Phoenix dactylifera (date palm) is the source of this 2053-nucleotide messenger RNA. RefSeq names its product glutamate--glyoxylate aminotransferase 2. Gene Ontology annotation, biological process: biosynthetic process; photorespiration. NCBI's taxonomy places the organism in Eukaryota, Viridiplantae, Streptophyta, Magnoliopsida, Arecales, Arecaceae. The record is from RefSeq and is a predicted model, not a curated record. Gene Ontology annotation, molecular function: L-alanine:glyoxylate transaminase activity; glycine:2-oxoglutarate transaminase activity; L-alanine:2-oxoglutarate transaminase activity.
UUCCGGCUGGUGCCCUCUCCACCACACUUCUGGGAGCCCCUUCCUUCCUUUCUUUGCCUCUCACUUCCCCUCGUUCUCUCGAUCCUGAUAACCUUUCUCCCUCUCAUCCCCUCCCCCCUUCCUCUUUUAUAAUCUGUGGCGGUGGAUCUCUGCGCUCCUCCAACCAUCCCUUGGGUGACGAUCACAAACGGAUGUGGCCCCCCUCCCUUAACCACAUUAUUCUACUCCCUGUUUCUUUACUUACCCCACUGAGUCAACCUCUCGCUCCCUCUUCCCCUCUCCUUCACCACUAUUACGUGUGCCUUCUCCUUUGUGUUUCGGGAUUGCCAAUUAGAAGCGUGUACCGCUCUCUCUCACUCUCUCGGGGCCAUCAGUUAACUCACCAUGUCUCCGAAACCCUUGGACUACGAGUCGCUGAACGAGAAUGUAAAGAAGGUUGCGUAUGCUGUUAGAGGAGAGCUUUAUCUACGGGCUUCCGAGCUGCAGAAAGAAGGGAAGAAGAUCAUAUUUACAAAUGUUGGCAAUCCUCAUGCUCUAGGACAGAAGCCAUUGACAUUUCCUCGUCAGGUGGUAGCAUUAUGUCAAGCUCCAUUUUUAUUAGAUGAUCCUAAUGUGGGGCUUCUCUUCCCAGCAGAUGCCAUCGCUAGAGCUAAACAUUAUCUUUCAUUGACUUCGGGUGGUUUAGGUGCAUAUAGUGAUUCUCGAGGUCUGACUGGAAUAAGGAAGGAAAUUGCGGAUUUUAUUGAGAGGCGUGAUGGGUACCCUAGUGAUCCAGAACUUGUAUUUCUCACUGAUGGUGCCAGCAAAGGUGUAAUGCAGAUACUAAACACCAUUAUCAGAAACGAGAAGGAUGGGAUUUUGGUUCCAGUUCCUCAAUACCCCCUUUAUUCAGCUACAAUAUCAUUAUAUGGUGGUUGUCUUGUUCCAUAUUAUUUAGAAGAGGAGGCAAAUUGGAGUCUUGACUUCUAUAAUAUUCGCCAAUCUGUAGCAGCAGCACGUUCAAAAGGGAUAACUGUUCGAGCCAUGGUGAUCAUAAACCCAGGAAACCCUACUGGUCAAUGUCUCAGUGAAGCCAAUAUUAGGGAAUUGCUGAAAUUUUGUUUCCAAGAAAACUUAGUCCUGCUUGCAGACGAAGUUUAUCAGCAAAAUGUAUAUCAGGAUGAACGACCCUUUAUAAGUGCAAGAAAGAUACUGUUUGACAUGGGUCCGCCUAUAAGCAAAGAGGUCCAGCUUGUGUCUUUCCACACUGUGUCAAAAGGAUAUUGGGGAGAAUGUGGACAGCGUGGAGGAUACUUUGAGAUGACUAAUCUUCCUCCUCAGACAGUAGAUGAGAUCUACAAGGUUGCAUCUGUUUCACUCAGUCCAAAUGUCCCCGGGCAGAUCUUUUUAGGCUUGAUGGUUAAUCCUCCCAAACCAGGAGAUAUCUCAUACGCGAGGUUUGUUGCAGAGAGCAAGGCUGUCCUUGAGUCCCUGAGGAGAAGAGCACAUAUAAUGACCGAUGGAUUCAAUAGUUGCAGAAAUGUAGUUUGCAAUUUUACAGAAGGAGCCAUGUAUUCAUUCCCACAAAUAUGCUUACCACCAAAAGCAAUUGAAGCUGCCAAAAAGGCUGGCAAAGCUCCUGAUGUUUUCUAUUGCCUCAAGCUCUUGGAAGCAACUGGCAUUUCCACUGUUCCUGGCUCAGGUUUUGGCCAGAAAGAAGGGGUUUUCCAUCUAAGAACAACCAUCCUGCCAGCAGAGGAAGAAAUGCCUGCUAUAAUGGCUAGUUUCAAGAAAUUCAAUGACGAGUUUAUGGAACAAUAUGAAGACUACAGAGGCUACUCCAGGAUGUAGGUUUGUUAUAUGGAAUAAAAUAAAGCAUACUGAAGGUGCAUGGGAAAAGAACUUCUCUACCUUUAAGAUAAUUUCUGAGAGUGUAAGUCAAUAAUGACUUCUCAAGAUCUUAUUAUAUAAUGAUUUGUAGAGGAAAAUUUAAAAUAAACCCCAGUCGUCUGUUAUUGAAAUUUGCCAAAGGAAUCAGUGUAUUGACUUUUACUGAUUUCUCUCUUCGCCAUUA